Messenger RNA from Amoebophrya sp. A120, 1115 nucleotides. The record is from the annotation of a GenBank genome assembly. NCBI's taxonomy places the organism in Eukaryota, Dinophyceae, Syndiniales, Amoebophryaceae.
AUGAAUGUAACUACGACAGUGAAAAAGCAAGACCUUUUUAUGCAUACCGGGCUGGCCGUGGCAUGUGGGUGUGGCAUGAGGCUAAGUCGCGACUCCCUAGGUCGAUGCGCUCCCUACGACUCCCUAAGUCGCGACUCCCUACUAUUAAGUACAACAACGGUUAAAAGAAAAACAUCUUUGUUGACCUAGCAGGAACGUUUGUAUUAUGUAAAUUAAUUUCUUUUCUAACGCCACCGGGACGGUACCUGGGUGGCGGAAUAGCGACGUCUUGAUUGUCAAAAGACGGUGAUCGCGUGCACGUCCACUCUGAAGAGGAAUAAGAAAAGAUAAUUUACACGAAUGUCAAUGGACAAGCACGAGAAUGAUGAUGAUGAUGAUGAUGAUGAUAAUCUCUUUUCAGUAUGCAGAAGGCCAAGGCUUUUUCCGCUCACCUUCAGGAGCGCACACGCAAUUCAUUUUCUUGGUUUUACAGUACAUACUUACAAGUUUUUGUUUUCAAAGUAGUAGUACUAUUUUGAAUCUGUAGCUCUGCGUAUUUUCCUGUUGUCGAUCUACCGAUCGGGAUCCAUGGAAAUCGCAGAAAACAGCACUAAUACAGGAGAGGACAUGUACAAUUUUGGAAAACCAAAGGAAAUAUAAAAGUUAACUUCUACUUUGAGGAAACCCGAACCCGCACGGAAUAGAGGAAGAUGAAAGAGAUUGCGGACUUGAUUUGUGGCCUGGAUUUUAGAUCGGAUUUUACUUAGAGGAAAGAGAAACAGGAUAUUUCGGUGAUGCGGUAUUCUUUUUUCAUCUUUCUACUCAUUCAGAUGAAACAAAAUGUACAUGACAGAUUCCGAGCGGUGUAUUAGUUCCCAAGCCACUCGCACUACUUCAAGAACUCCGUGCAUGAUUUUGGGUUCAAGCCUUUCCAAAUCAUUUUAGGCGUGACAAGCGAACUGCAAGGCUAUGACACCCUCGACACGCCCGACAGCUGUACCGAAUCCGCACUACAAUGAACGAAAGGCGCGCAUCAGCUACAGCGUGGCCCAAGGCGUGGCCGCUGCUCCCUGGGUGCGAGUGCGCUCUCUUUUCGUGCACACCCACCCAAAGGAGACAGAGAGAGUACCUCAUCC